CUCCUCGCUCGCUCUCUCCUUCCUUCGCAUUCUUUGAUCUCCGCUUAACAACAGUCACGUCACAAGAGGGGGCUCAGGCGGCAGGGUGGAAGUUUGGAAAGUUUCCCCGCAGCCUCCAGAGGGCUGGAGCAGCAGCAAGCGGUAGCACCAGCGAAGCGAAGCAGGAGGAGUCGCUGCUGCUGCUGCUGCAGGAGAGUCAGCCCAGCCAGCAGCAUCCGAGCAACCAGGGAAGGAGAAGAAGGAGAAGAAGAGCAGCCUGGAAACAAGACUCCCUCCGGAGAGAAAAGAAGCAAAGCCUCGCAAGAACAUCAUAAGGAAGAGAGGAAGCAAGGAAGCACGCGGGGGGAGAGAGAGAGAGAGAGGCGAGGCGUCGGCAUGGAUCACCAGCUGCUCUGCUGCGAAGUGGAGACCAUCCGGAGAGCCUACCAAGAUGCCAACCUCCUCAACGACCGGGUCCUGCAGGCCAUGCUCAAGGCCGAGGAGACCUGCUCGCCCUCCGUCUCCUACUUCAAGUGCGUCCAGAAGGAGAUCUUACCAUAUAUGAGGAAAAUCGUGGCCACUUGGAUGCUGGAGGUUUGUGAGGAGCAGAAGUGCGAAGAAGAAGUCUUCCCUUUAGCUAUGAAUUAUUUGGACCGAUAUCUCUCUUUCGAACCCCUUAAGAAAAGCCACUUGCAACUGCUGGGAGCUACCUGUAUGUUCGUUGCCUCCAAAAUGAAGGAAACCAUUCCUCUCACUGCAGAAAAACUGUGUAUUUACACUGAUAACUCCAUUAGACCCAGCGAAUUACUGCAAAUGGAGCUGCUCCUGGUGAAUAAGCUGAAGUGGAACCUGGCUGCCAUGACCCCUCAUGAUUUUAUUGAACACUUUCUAAAUAAAAUGCCUGUGGCUGAGGACAGCAAGCAGAUCAUCCGCAAACACGCCCAGACUUUUGUGGCUCUAUGUGCUACAGAUAUUAAGUUUAUUUCGAAUCCACCUUCCAUGAUUGCCGCUGGUAGUGUGGUAGCAGCUGUGCAAGGUCUCCAUCUUGGAAACACUAACACAUUUCUCUCUUACCAAUGCCUCACACAUUUCCUAUCAAAAGUUAUCAAAUGUGACCCGGAUUGUUUACGAGCCUGCCAAGAACAGAUCGAGUCCCUCCUUGAAUCUAGUCUACGCCAAGCACAACAACACAACAUAUCUUCAGAAACAAAGACUGUUGAAGAUGAAGCUGAUCUUUCCUGCACACCCACUGAUGUUAGAGAUGUGAAUAUUUAAGGAGGACUUCAGCGUUGGGGUUUGCUUGGCUGUACCAGCAAACAGAGAACGAAUGAACGAACGAACGAAAGAAAGAAAGAAAG
Molecule: messenger RNA, 1337 nt
Organism: Anolis sagrei ordinatus
Lineage: Eukaryota; Metazoa; Chordata; Lepidosauria; Squamata; Anolidae
Gene: CCND1
Product: cyclin D1
Biological process (GO): regulation of cyclin-dependent protein serine/threonine kinase activity; mitotic cell cycle phase transition
Cellular component (GO): nucleus; cyclin-dependent protein kinase holoenzyme complex; cytoplasm
Molecular function (GO): cyclin-dependent protein serine/threonine kinase regulator activity
Source: RefSeq, a predicted model, not a curated record